ACCUAAUAUUUUAUUUUGGGGGCCUUGGGACCAUGGUACACGAAUUACCUAACAUUGAACCAACUCUAUAACCAAAUCAAAAUUUGCCAUGCAAUGCUAUAACAAAAUAAAAGGGCAAAUUGAUUGAAAGUGAGAGGACAACAAACUCAUUUAGCCUCCUUCAAUUUCACUCAUACCCACCAAACGAGACCCCAAAACAGUUAAAUGCAACAACCUAAACCAGUUAAAUACUAGGUAUCUAAUAGUGCCCCCCCAAAUCAUCAAAACACCAAACUCUCUUCUUUUUCCACAAGAGAACCUCAUAAUCAGUUUUAAACUUCUAAAUCGCAACGUGGCAACAUGGAAUUAGGUGCCUGAACCAACAACUUAAAAGAGGAAAAGUUAAACCCUUGAAAAUAAAGCAAGAACCAUUUCUUCUUCCUCACUCCAGAUAAUACUGAGUAGUGCAAAUGUACAGGAAUAACAACCCAUAUCAUCAGAGAUUCAGAAGCUCCCAUCGCUACCUUCACAGGACUGAAGAUGCGAUUAUGGUGAUUCUACCUGUCUGGAACAAAAAAGAAAAAAAAUGCCUCCUGAAGUACCUCAUUCCUGCCCUCUUCUAACUCCCCUAGUUCAGUUCUCCACUCUAGCCUCUCCUAGUAGUCCAAAAAGUAGCAAAAGAAAUAGAAGGAUGAGAGCUCCUGGGAAAAAGCUGAUCCCAGUUCUUAUCUUGGUCCUAUCUAGUCUCUCCAUUGUCAGACUCGCAAAGAUUGCAUUCAACACUUGGUCUCCACCUCAAGUUUUUACCUUGCUGCCUUCUUCUCAAAAUAACUGUUCCUCCCCUUCUGCAUGCAAGGAGGGUCCGUCAGUUACACACAGGCCACCUAAACCCUCUGCUACUGAAACCGCCCUCACCACCAAGGAAUUCCUUCUUCUAUCAAAUCUGAUUACUCAGAAAUUACCCUGCAAUCUCCUUGUUUUUGGGCUUGAACCCCAGUAUCUUAACUUGGCAGCACUGAAUGCAGGAGGCAUCACUCUUUUCCUUGAAGACAACCCUGAUAAGAUUAGUGAAAUCAAAGAAAAUUCAAAUGCGACUCGAGUUUAUAAGGUGGAAUACAAGACAGCAGCAAAGAAGGCUUACAAGCUGCUCAAGCAAGCUAGGCAAAACUCUGCUUGUGCUCCUAGCUUGAGACCACUCCAACAAGAAACCUGCAAAUUGGCAUUGAGAAACUUACCACCACAAGUGUACAAGACCAAAUGGGAUGUGGUGGUGGUGGAUGGACCAGCUGGGGAUGGACCAGAAGCACCUGGCAGGAUGGCAACCAUCUAUACUGCUGGACUGCUAGCAAGGGCUGGGAACGCAACAGAUGUUCUAGUGCAUAAUGUAGAUCGGACAAUUGAGAAAUGGUUUUCCUGGGAAUUUCUGUGUGAAGAGAACUUGGUUUCUGCUAAAGGUAGAUUGUGGACCUUCAGGAUCACAGGUCAAUCAAAUUCUACCAGGUUUUGCUCUGGCAAAACAGUUGAAAUAAUUUAAUACUAGCCUUCUAAGGUUCUAAUACUACUAUUGAGAAUUAACAGCAUAUUUCAGCAUAUAUCAGACAAUGGGUGUACAGUAUAAGCUGCAAUGGAGGCAGAUAAGUAAGAAUUAGAUAUUUAAUUUCCUGUAAAUCUAUACCAUGUAUUAUAUUUGAGCUCAAACCAUAUGCAGCAUUUGUUAUAUUUGAGAUAUCAAAAGAAAUUGCAUGUUCAAAA
This is a messenger RNA of Rubroshorea leprosula, 1731 nucleotides long. NCBI's taxonomy places the organism in Eukaryota, Viridiplantae, Streptophyta, Magnoliopsida, Malvales, Dipterocarpaceae. The record is from the annotation of a GenBank genome assembly.